Messenger RNA from Labeo rohita (rohu), 892 nucleotides. RefSeq names its product chymotrypsin-like protease CTRL-1. Gene Ontology annotation, molecular function: serine-type endopeptidase activity. Gene Ontology annotation, biological process: proteolysis. The coding region runs from base 58 to 843 and encodes 261 amino acids. The transcript has 7 exons. The record is from RefSeq and is a predicted model, not a curated record. NCBI's taxonomy places the organism in Eukaryota, Metazoa, Chordata, Actinopteri, Cypriniformes, Cyprinidae.
AAGCAUGGGAGAAACCCAAUGGGAACAACAGCAGAAUUUUAAGUGCUUGUCUUCACCAUGCUCUGGAUCAUCAGCUGUUUUGCUUUUGUGGUCUCCACUCUAGGCUGUGGCGUGCCUUCCAUCAAGCCAGUAAUUAGUGGCUACGGCAAAAUUGUUAAUGGAGAGAAUGCAGUGUCUGGUUCCUGGCCUUGGCAGGUCUCUCUCCAGCAAUCCAAUGGCUUUCAUUUCUGCGGAGGAUCCCUGAUCAGCCAGUACUGGGUGGUCACUGCUGCCCACUGCCGUGUUCAGGCUGGAUAUCACUACGUUAUUCUUGGAGAGCAUGACCGCAGCUCCAGCGCUGAGUCUGUUCAAGUCAUGAGAAUCGCCAAGGCCAUCACCCAUCCUUACUACAACAGUAAUACCUUCAACAAUGACAUCACCCUGCUGAAGCUGUCUUCUCCAGCCCAGCUGACGUCCCGUGUCUCUCCCGUGUGUCUGGCUGCCUCCACGGCCAGCAUUCCCUCUGGCACUAUUUGCGUCACCACUGGAUGGGGCAAAACUGGAACUACCUCAACACCUCGUUUCCUGCAGCAGACCGCGCUGCCCCUUAUGACUCCCGCUCAGUGCAUGCAAUACUGGGGCCAGGGCAGAAUCACAGACGCCAUGAUCUGUGCUGGAGCCUCCGGCGUCUCCUCUUGCCAGGGUGAUUCUGGUGGUCCUUUGGUGUGUGAGAGCUCAGGUGUUUGGUAUCAAGUGGGCAUUGUGUCCUGGGGCACAUCCGACUGCAAUGUUCGCACCCCAGCCGUCUACGCACGUGUCUCUUACCUCCGUCAAUGGAUUGACCAGACUGUCGCCUAUAACUAGAGGUCCAACUCGCUGAACAUAAGGCCAAUAAAAAUCUUCUAAAAAAUCA